AUGAAGCUUCCCUGCUCCUUCUACUGCUCCCUCUGGUUCCUCCUGCUCUUGGGAGCCGGGUCUUUACUCCUCCUCGUACACCUCCAGGACCUCUCAGACAUGCUCCAACAGCAGACCCCAGUACCAUCGGAGCAAUCCUUUGACAGUGCAGUCGUUAUAGGCAUCAACCUGGGUGGAGGUUUCCAUGGAGCACCAGGGGUAGAGAUGUCCUCUUACCCCAGCCUCCCUACUCCUAGCCCCAGACAACCUCCAGCCUUCCAGUGGCUGCCCCACCUAGCCACCCCAACCUCUGGGGACCAGCAGGCCGAGAGCACCAGGCGACCCCUCACCAAACGCCACAGGAAGCUGCUGUUAAAGAGCGGGUCUGUAACCCUUGGUGGUGCCCGCUCUGGUGAAGAGGACAGUCGGCUACAGGGCCUGGCGCAAACCCAGGCGUCCCGCCGCCGCCUGCUCAGGGAGGUCUGCGCCAAAUACCAGCCGGGUGUCACCGAGCGCCCCGUGUCCCGCCGGCAGGUGUCCCGCGUCUACGUGGAGGACAGGUCAGGCCUGCUGUACUGUGAGGUGCCCAAAGCCGGCUGCUCCAACUGGAAGCGGGUGCUGAUGGUCCUGGGCGGCAGCGCCACCUCCACGCACAUCAUCGCCCACGACGACGCCCACUACGCCAACCAGCUCCGCCGACUGGACGCCUUCGACCAGGCGGGCGUGGCCAAGCAUCUCCGCUCCUACACCAAGGUCCUCUUCGUACGGGAGCCCUUCGAGAGGCUUGUGUCGGCCUUCCGUGACAAGUUUGAGAGCCCCAACUCGUACUACCACCCGGUGUUCGGCCGGCCCAUCAUCUCCCGGUACCGGGCCAACGCCUCACGCUCCGCCCUGAGGACCGGCGCCGGGGUCACCUUCAGAGAGUUUGUCCAGUACCUGUUGGAUGUGAGGCGGCCCGUGGGCAUGGACAUCCACUGGGAGCCGGUCAGCCAGCUUUGCAGCCCCUGCCUGCUGCGCUACGACUUCAUCGGGAAGUUCGAGAACCUGAAGGAGGAGGCCAACUUCCUGCUACGGAGCAUCGGGGCACCUAGAAACCUAACUUUCCCUGACUUUAAAGACAGGAACCCAAAGGCAGAAAGGACUUCCUCCUCCAUCACCCAGAGAUACUUUGAACAAUUGAACUCCACAGAAAGACAGAGGGCCUAUGACUUUUAUUACAUGGAUUAUCUGAUGUUUAACUACCCCAAGCCCUUUAAAGACCUGUACUGA
Messenger RNA from Salvelinus namaycush (lake trout), 1248 nucleotides. RefSeq names its product carbohydrate sulfotransferase 8-like. Gene Ontology annotation, biological process: carbohydrate biosynthetic process; proteoglycan biosynthetic process. Gene Ontology annotation, cellular component: membrane. The record is from RefSeq and is a predicted model, not a curated record. Bases 1 to 1248 code for a protein of 415 amino acids. NCBI's taxonomy places the organism in Eukaryota, Metazoa, Chordata, Actinopteri, Salmoniformes, Salmonidae. Gene Ontology annotation, molecular function: sulfotransferase activity. The transcript is spliced from 4 exons.